Molecule: messenger RNA, 1296 nt
Organism: Lodderomyces pseudojiufengensis
Lineage: Eukaryota; Fungi; Ascomycota; Pichiomycetes; Serinales; Debaryomycetaceae
Exons: 1
Coding region: 1-1296 (431 amino acids)
Biological process (GO): carnitine biosynthetic process
Cellular component (GO): mitochondrion
Molecular function (GO): oxidoreductase activity
Source: RefSeq, a predicted model, not a curated record
AUGCUAAGGCGACUUAAUAAGAUCAAUUUUAGUCAGAUAAGGUUCAAUUCCCUGAGUCUCUCUGUUUUGAAUUAUGACAACAACGAAAUUUCGUUGAAAAUAAAUGAUAAACAAUACACUUUCAAAAACGUCUUUUUAAGAGAUUCAUGCACAUCAUCAGAAUCAAUUGAUGAAGCAACCAGUCAAAAAUUGUUUACAACGGCUGAAGGAGCAACAAACUUAUCGAUAAAAAGUGAACCAAGAAUAACCAAUGGGAAGGAACCAACCUUAAACAUUGAAUGGAAUAACAAUGGUAACUUUAUAAAUUCUCAAUAUCCAUUAUCAUUUUUACUCAAACAUUCCAAUAAUAUAUUAAAUAGAGAAGGAAAAUUUUUUGAUAAUGAUAGAAAAAUUUGGGAUAAAAUUGAAUUAGAAUCAAAUCUUGAAUCUAUCAACCAUACAUAUGAAGAAUUUUUAAAUAAUGAUGAAACAUUUUUUAAAGCACUACAUAAUUUAAAUAAAUAUGGAUUAUGUUUCAUCAAUGAUAUUCCCCACCCUAAAUUAAACGAAAUGAAUGAAUCAAAUGUAAAUGAAUGGCCAAUUGCUAAUUUAGCUAAUAAAUUUGGAUAUAUCAAAAAGACAUUUUAUGGAUCAUUAUUUGAUGUUAAAAAUUUAAAAAAUCAAGCAAAAAAUAUAGCUUAUACAAAUACUUUUUUACCAUUACAUAUGGAUUUAUUAUAUUAUGAAUCACCACCAGGAUUACAAAUGCUUCAUGCUAUUCAAAAUUCAACUUUAGGAGGUGAAAAUAUAUUUUGUGAUUCAUUUUUAGCUGCUAACUAUGUUAAACAAAAAGAUCCAAAAGCUUAUGAUGCAUUGACUAAAAUUCCAAUAACUUAUCAUUAUGAUAAUAAUAAUGAAUAUUAUUAUUUUAAAAGACCAUUAAUUAUAGAAGAUAAAGAAAUUACUAACCCCAACUUCCCUAAAAUUCAUGCAAUAAAUUAUUCACCUCCAUUCCAAGGUCCAUUUGAAAAAGGAGUAGUAAAAGAAAAUGAUCCAAAAUCUUAUUCAGAAUUUGAUGAUUUUAUAAGAGGUUUUAAAUUAUUUGAAAAUUUCAUUAAUGACCCAAAGAAUCAUUAUGAAAUAAAAUUACCAGAAGGUACUUGUGUUAUAUUUGAAAAUAGAAGAACUUUACAUUCAAGAAAUGAAUUUAAUGAUUCAAAUGGUGGUGAUAGAUGGUUAAUGGGUACAUAUGUUGAUGGUGAUAGUUUUAGAUCAAAAUUACGUAUAGGUUAUAGAACAUUUGGUACAAAAGUUUAA